AUGCAUCCGCCUCCGAGCCAUAUGGCUCAUAACUCGACCACUCUCUACCAGACCAUCACCCACACUCUCGGUCGAACCAAUACCCGUUCCAACUCUACUUCUUCCUCAACAUCCAAUAUGAGUCAAUCCUCACAGCGUUCUCCACCUCCCAGCUCGCACAAGAGGACCUCGUCACAGCACAAGAGCUCCAGCCCCUCCUUUGCUACCUCGACACUCCCCCGCAACCUCGUGUUUGACUAUGUCCGUCCCGAAGAGGUCCGCGCUGCACACGCUCUCGAGGUCGAGGGAUUCCCCCCUGAAGAUGCCGCCAGCUACGACAGAUUAUUAUCUCGCCAGACAGCCGCUCCCCAUUUGUUUUUGGGCGCCUUUGUUCCCUUGCCGCCGCCCAAAGUCGCCGGUCCUCUCUCCGUUUCGGGCCAGCCAAGGAGGAGGAUCGUUGGCUUCAUUACGGGCACGGCUGCGCCUGCGCUUACCCUCCGCUCCAUGUCGACUCACGACACUUCCGAAGAUGCGCGCAUCGUCUGUAUUCACUCGGUCUGCGUCGCGAGCGAGAUGCAGAGAAAAGGCCUCGCAACAAGGAUGCUCGAAAACUAUAUAUCUCGCAUUCGCAAAGCCGAAGAAGGAAAAGGUCCCGAAGGCGACAAGGGCAAGCGCGGAUACGAAACCCUAGCAUUGCUCGCGCACGAAGAGCUCACUGCACUCUACAAAAAGGUCGGCUUCCGCACUCAGUGCGUCAGUCACGUUCAGUACGGCAGUGGUCAGUGGCUCGAGAUGAGGCGUAGCGUCUAUCCUUCGCCCAGCAGCGGAUCUGCAAGCCGCCCCGGCUCACAAUUGACAAGGACUACCUCGGCCACUUCCUCUGCAAGCGACGACCCCCCCGCUGGCCUCAAGAUGACUUCUCCCGUUGCCCCAUCCGUCGACACAACGCCGACUCCCAAGCAGGGUGCUGCCUCAUCGGCCCUUACGACAACCGUCAACCAAGACAAGAAGUCACUGGCACCUUCUGAACCAAAGUCCGCUGCUUCUCCUCCUUCCAAAUCCACGUCGCCACCUGGCAUGCCGUCCCAAGCAUCCAUCAUGGCUGCGCUCGCUGCCCAGUCAGAGCCUGGCAAGAACCCAGGUCAAACGUACACCUCGAUCCUCGGUCAAGCCGUUGCUGCCAAAACUCCGGCUGAAGACGCCGGGUUGGCGCUUGAAGCGCGUCUCGUCGAUCGCGAGACCGGAACCAAUCUCGCAAAACUCUACUGCCCCAUGGACAAUUGUCGAUGUUGCCUUCUUGCUAAAGGCGCCGGUGAGUGGACGCGAAAGGAGAGUGGCCCCCUCUCUAAUCCGGCUUUGCAACUGCCCAACUCUCCCUCGCCCCCUCAGACUCCCGCCUUCCCACUGCAUGCUGCCAGCGCAAGUGUCUCGCAUCGCCUGCUGACUAGCGUCAAAGGCUUCUGGAUGGUUGCCGGUCCGCUUCAGUUUGAAAAUGUUGGCUUCUCGCGCGACCUCCUAUGGACGGUGCCACUGUGCAACGAUCCCACCUCGAUUAAGUUGGACUCUGACCAAGCUUUGGGCAACAGUGUCGGAUCUUCCACUGCUCAGCGCACCAAAGCGCAAGAGAAGGAAGCCAGGGAAAAACAAAAGAAGGAGGAAAAGGAGAAGCGCAAAAAGGAGAAACGCAACCGCAAACAUGCAGGUAGCGGCUCGGACGACUCGGAUGAGGAUGUCGCUUCACUUCUCUCGCAUCUCAGCUUAGGUCUGAAGCCGGGAGAGCAGUUGACGGUCAAGUAUCUGCUGUGUCCCGACUGCGAGUGCGGCCCCCUCGGCUUCACCAUUCUUCCAGCCGAGAUGCAGGGUGGACGCUUGGCGGCUGAAGUAGGCGAUGAAGUGGAGAGAAUGAAGGGCGGAAUGCGGGAGCCUGGUGAGACCAAGCCCAAGAGGCCGCCUCAGAUGUUCUACUUGGCGGCGGACAGGGUGAGGUAUCAGUUUGAACGGUCGUGA
Mycosarcoma maydis (corn smut) is the source of this 1986-nucleotide messenger RNA. RefSeq lists its product as uncharacterized. Bases 1 to 1986 code for a protein of 661 amino acids. NCBI's taxonomy places the organism in Eukaryota, Fungi, Basidiomycota, Ustilaginomycetes, Ustilaginales. Gene Ontology annotation, molecular function: aralkylamine N-acetyltransferase activity; guanyl-nucleotide exchange factor activity. The record is from RefSeq and is a predicted model, not a curated record. Gene Ontology annotation, cellular component: cytoplasm. The transcript has a single exon. Gene Ontology annotation, biological process: small GTPase-mediated signal transduction.